AUGAAUUUCUGCUUAUUGCUGCCUUUUAUGUUGGGAAUUCCUCUCCUAUUGCCUUGCCUUAUAGCAACAGAAAACCCUAAAACAGAGGAAGUUAAGCACCCAGCGGGAUCUCAUUUGAGAGUGAGGCGGGGCUGGAUGUGGAACCAGUUUUUUGUACCAGAAGAAAUGAAUAAGACUAGACAUCACAUUGGCCAGCUAAGAUCUGAUUUAGACAAUGGAAACAACUCUUUCCAGUACAAGCUUUUGGGAGCUGGAGCUGGAAGUGUUUUUGUCAUUGAUGAAAGAACAGGUGACAUAUAUGCUGUACAGAAGCUUGAUAGAGAGGAACGGUCCCUCUACACUCUAAGAGCCCAGGUAAUAGACACCACUACUGGAAGGGCUAUGGAACCUGAGUCUGAGUUUGUCAUCAGAGUGUCGGAUAUCAAUGACAAUGAACCAAAAUUCCUAGAUGAACCUUAUGAGGCCAUUGUACCAGAGAUGUCUCCAGAAGGAACAUUUGUCAUCCAGGUGACAGCAAGUGAUGCUGACGAUCCUUCAAGUGGCAAUAAUGCUCGUCUCCUGUACAGCUUACGACAAGGCCAACCAUAUUUCUCCAUUGAACCAACAACAGGAGUCAUAAGAAUAUCUUCUAAAAUGGAUAGAGAACUGCAAGAUGAGUAUUGGGUGAUUAUUCAAGCCAAAGACAUGAUUGGUCUGCCUGGAGCACUGUCUGGAACAACAAGUGUAUUAAUCAAACUUUCUGAUGUUAAUGACAAUAAGCCUAUAUUUAAAGACAGUUUAUAUCGCUUGACUGUCUCUGAAUCUGCAUCUGUUGGGAUGUCGAUUGGAAAAAUCAUGGCAUAUGAUAAUGACAUAGGAGAGAAUGCAGAAAUGGAUUACAGCAUAGAAGAUGAUUCAAAAACGUUCGAUGUCAUUACUAAUAAUGAGACCCAAGAAGGAAUAAUUAUAUUAAAAAAGAAAGUAGACUUUGAGCACCAGAACCACUAUGGUAUUAGAGCAAAAGUUAAAAACCGCCGAGUUGAUGAGCAGCUCAGGAAAUACCAUACUGAAGCUUCCACCACUUUCAUCAAGAUCCAGGUGGAAGAUGUUGAUGAACCUCCUGUUUUCCUCCUCCCGUAUUACAUAUUUGAAAUCUUUGAAGGAAGCCCGUAUGGAUCAUUUGUAGGCACUGUCUCUGCCACAGAUCCAGAUCAGAGGAAAUCUCCUAUCAGGUAUUCUAUUACCAGAAGCAAAGUGUUCAGUAUUGAUGACGAUGGUACAGUCUUCACAACUAACUCUCUGGAUCGAGAGAUUAGUGCUUGGUAUAACCUAAGUGUUACAGCCACAGAAAAAUACAGUAUAGAACAGAAUUCUGCAGUCCCUGUGUAUGUGCAAGUUCUCGAUAUCAAUGAUCAUGCUCCUGAGUUCUCCGAAUACUAUGAGACUUACGUUUGUGAAAAUGCAGUCUCUGGUCAGGUGAUUCAGACCAUCAGUGCAGUGGAUAGAGAUGAAUCCAUAGAAGAUCACCACUUUUACUUUAAUGUAUCUGUGGUAGAAAAUAACUCAAGUUUUACAAUCAUAGAUAAUCAAGAUAACACAGCUGUAAUUUUGACUAAUAGAACUGGUUUCAGCCUUCAAGAAGAGCCUGUCUUCUAUGUAUCCAUCCUAAUUGCUGACAAUGGAAUCCCAUCACUUACAAGCACAAACACCCUUACCAUACACGUCUGUGCCUGUGAUGACACUGGUAGCACGCAGACCUGCAGUAAUAAGGAUCUUAUGCUUUCCAUGGGAUUCAGGACAGAAGUCAUAAUUGCUAUUCUGAUAUGCAUUAUGAUAAUAUGUGGGUUUAUUUUUUUGAAACUAGGUCUGAAACAACGAAGGAAACAGACUCUAUUUCCUGAGAAAGGUGAAGAUUUCAGAGAGAAUAUAUUCAGAUAUGAUGAUGAAGGUGGUGGAGAGGAGGAUACAGAGGCAUUUGACAUAGUGGAGCUGCAGGGUGGCACGGUCAUGCGGGAACGCAAGACUCGGAGAGCCACCAGGGUAGAGAUUCAGAGCCUGUACAGGCAGUCUUUGCAGGUUGGCCCAGAUAGUGCCAUAUUCAGGAAAUUCAUUCUAGAAAAGCUCGAAGAGGCUAACACUGAUCCCUGUGCCCCUCCUUUUGACUCCUUCCAGACCUAUGCUUUUGAGGGGACAGGGUCCUUAGCUGGAUCCCUGAGCUCUUUAGGGUCAGCAGUCUUUGAUCAGGAUGAAAACUAUGAUUACCUUAAUGAAUUGGGACCUCGCUUUAAAAGAUUAGCAUGCAUGUUUGGUUCGACUAUGCAGUCAAAUAAUUAG
Lipotes vexillifer (Yangtze River dolphin) is the source of this 2313-nucleotide messenger RNA. It is a transcript of the gene CDH19, whose product is annotated as cadherin 19. The transcript has 11 exons. Gene Ontology annotation, cellular component: catenin complex; plasma membrane; adherens junction. Bases 1 to 2313 code for a protein of 770 amino acids. Lineage: Eukaryota; Metazoa; Chordata; Mammalia; Artiodactyla; Lipotidae. The record is from RefSeq and is a predicted model, not a curated record. Gene Ontology annotation, molecular function: calcium ion binding; cadherin binding; beta-catenin binding. Gene Ontology annotation, biological process: calcium-dependent cell-cell adhesion; multicellular organism development; cell-cell junction assembly.